GAAGCUUUUCAUUAAAUGUUGCAUGAAUUCAUAGUUUUCCAGCUAAAUAAUUUUAUUCAUAAUGGUUUCUUGCAGGAAAGGAAAGAAAAACAAACGGAAGCCAAGGGAAAAAAUUUGCUUCCUUGGGGAUUUGGUAAGUUGCAAAUCACAGAGCUAAAGAAGAUGGAUAUUAUUAGCAAAGUGUUGGUCAUGUUCUUUGCAUUUUUGCUUGGGGGUGGAAAUGCUCAAGAGUCUACCACUUUGGUUCCUGCUAUCAUAACUUUUGGUGAUUCUGCUGUGGAUGUGGGAAAUAAUAACUAUCUUUAUACUAUUUUCAAGGCCAAUUACCCUCCAUACGGAAAGGACUUUGUUAAUCAUCAGCCCACUGGCAGGUUUUGCAAUGGAAAACUUGCUACUGAUUUCACUGCUCAAACUUUAGGAUUUAAGACCUUUCCAUUGCCGUACCUCAGCCCAGAGGCAACCGGUAAGAAUCUUCUAAUUGGAGUCAACUUUGCCUCAGCCGCAUCAGGUUAUGAUCAGAACGCUGCCCUCUUAAAUCAUGCACUUUCACUGCCCCAACAAGUUGGGUUGUUCAAGGAGUACCAAGCCAAACUGGCUAAGGUAGCGGGUAAUGAGAAAGCAGCAUCCAUUAUCAAGGACGCACUCUACUUACUGAGUGCGGGAAGUGGCGACUUUCUACAGAAUUAUUACAUCAAUCCUUAUGUUAACAAGGUCUACACCCCCGAUCAGUACGGCUCGAUGCUCAUCGGAGCAUUUACAACAUUUGUCAAGGAUAUAUACGGUUUAGGAGCCAGGAGACUUGGAGUGACUUCACUUCCUCCAUUGGGUUGCUUCCCUGCUGCUCUCACCUUGUUUGGCAACCAUCAAAAUGGGUGUGUCUCAAGGAUCAACACUGACGCGCAGGCCUUCAAUAAGAAGCUGAACUCUGCUGCAGAAAGUCUGAAAAAGCAACUCCCAGGCUUUAGGAUCGUCAUCUUCGAUAUUUACAAGCCGCUCUACGAUGUCAUCAGCUCUCCAUCGAAAAAUGGCUUUGUGGAGGCCAGAAAAGGGUGCUGUGGAACAGGGACAGUGGAGACAACAUCACUUCUGUGCAAUCCAAAGUCCUUGGGGGGAACUUGUUCAAAUGCAACUCAAUAUGUCUUUUGGGACAGUGUUCAUCCAUCUGAGGCUGCAAAUCAAGUUCUUGCUGAUGCUUUGAUUCUUCAGGGCUUCGCUCUCCUCUAGAUAAGAACUCAUGGGCUGUUCUUGUUCUUCUUGUUCUUCUAAAAUCCAUACAAAUUAAACUGCAAUCCUAAAGUUUGUACUGUGUUUUUAUUUACGUGUCUGAAGAAAUUUGUUGUGUGUACUGAUAUUACAAGUUAUAUGUGACGAUUCUGUUUUGGAACAGCCAGAAAUUACUCUUUGAUAUGUUAAUAUACAUUCGUCAUUGAGAAUAUUUCGAAAAAAAAAA
Momordica charantia (bitter melon) is the source of this 1450-nucleotide messenger RNA. RefSeq names its product GDSL esterase/lipase APG. The record is from RefSeq and is a predicted model, not a curated record. Gene Ontology annotation, cellular component: apoplast. Lineage: Eukaryota; Viridiplantae; Streptophyta; Magnoliopsida; Cucurbitales; Cucurbitaceae. Gene Ontology annotation, molecular function: hydrolase activity, acting on ester bonds.